Molecule: messenger RNA, 3037 nt
Organism: Anopheles coustani
Lineage: Eukaryota; Metazoa; Arthropoda; Insecta; Diptera; Culicidae
Product: ubiquitin domain-containing protein 1
Exons: 4
Coding region: 1336-2070 (244 amino acids)
Molecular function (GO): protein binding
Source: RefSeq, a predicted model, not a curated record
UCGAAAUAGUUGUUCGCUCGUCGUGCGUUUGACCAAAAUUUUCUUACAUUACACGUUUGUUCCUCCCCGCAGGAAUUGCAAAUUAGUUAGUGCUACGCGUGAAAAGUUGCUUGCCAUCCUACACACGCUCAGUGUCCGUGGCGAAACGUUCUACGCUUCAUUUUCACUUCGUUGCUGCAUUCCCAUUACCAGCUUCCACAGGACUGCCUGGCAAAGCGAACAAUUUUCACAGCUUCUCGGUGCGUUGAGAAAACGGCAGCACGCCUCGAGCACCACCUCGUGACGACCGUAGUGGCGCUUUAUCGGUCGGAAAAUAUGGUCCAUCCGUAUUUCCUACGCGCUUGACGAUUGAGCAUGACAGCCGAAAGUGGUGCUUCUAGCAAAAUAAGGAAACGGAAACGAUGAUGGAGGAACAAAUACGUCCAAGUGCGCACUCUUUCGCUUUCCUGGCGCUGUAGUUUCGCCGUUCGGCGAUAGUUUUUAACAAUUUCGCUCUGUUUCGGUUUACAUUUCCAUCCCUUCGCUACCACUUUUCGCUUCUGCACUGUUCUUAACCAAGCGAUCAACAGCCAGCACCACCAUCCACCCUUACAACACCGUGUCGUAAUCAUUGGGCGAGUGAAAUUUGUGUGCAUAUAAACAAGUUCUAAAAUAUCAUCCGAAAAUCCCCAGCGGUGAGAUAUCUCGGCGCAGCUAGAGCUCGGAACAGUAACAGGAUAGCGGCUGCGAUAGGCCUCACGCUUGUGACCGCGAUAAAGGGCAACGAUUUGCCGACCACACGAAGUGGAAGUGAUUUGUUUUGAAAGGUGCAAUAACAUGAGAGAGAAAAGAACUUUUCAUGUUUCCAACGCAUUUUGCGGAAACAUUUUAAACAGUGAGUUUUGUAACUGGUUGCCCAGUGUGUAAGCACCGAUUCAUUAGCAACAGUCCGCAAUCGAAGAAGCCGGAAGAGCGGUACCGAACCGUGCCAGUCAUAAAAAUCCCCCCCGUGCACAAUGCACGGAACAUAAAACAUCGAUACAACAAGCGCAGAACAAAGUAACCUGCCAGUCUACACCAAGGCGACUGGUGCUACUGGUUACUAGCCGCCAUUUACAAGGAAACUAAAGGAUUUCAACCCAAAUCAGGGAGCCCCAAUGCAACGCAUAAUCAUUGACCAACCUAACCUGCCCCAAGCGUGAACGGUAGGAGUACAACCGAAACCCAGGGAACGUGUACCGAAAAAAAAACCCCCAUCCAUCGGUGUGGGACAUCAGGAAGUGAAUUCGUAGUACGAACCAUAGACGUAGAUUUGCGAUCCCAAACGUAGCGGGAGGCCGAACAGACGCAUUCAAAAUGGGUAACUGCAUCGGCAUCAAUCGGAACGACGAAACACUGGACACCGGAUCGAACAAUGUCUCCCGACCAGUAACGGGGACGACAUCCAGUUUUGUCGGUGUGCAGCGCAAAAAUCAUCCUCUCUGUCACGAGACAAUACGCUGGAAAUCGGAAGUGCCGCUAACGGAGGGGCAGUUGCGCAGCAAACGGGAUGAGUUCUGGGACACAGCUCCCGCCUUCGAGGGCCGCAAGGAGAUCUGGGACGCGCUGCGGGCAGCAACCAGCGCGGCCGAGGCGCUCGACUUUCAGCUCGCGCAAGCAAUACUGGACGGUGCCAACAUUUCGGUCCCCAACGGAUACCUCACGGAGUGCUACGACGAACUUGGUUCACAGUACAAACUCCCGAUCUACUGCUUAUCAUAUCCUGUCAAUAUAGUUAAGGAAGACUAUGGGCGCGACUCGCCUGCCGAAUACUCGGAACCUGUCGAUGGCGGUACGGAAGUGAUCCUUAAGCUUCGCUUGUCGUCGACAUGUACGGAUGUAAAGCUACCAGUUUAUUCUAAAGACACAAUUGGACAAUGUAAAAAGAAACUUCAGGCUCAGGAAGGAAUCGAUGCAUUUACUCAGCGCUGGUUCUACGGUGGUAAAUUGUUAGGUGAUAAAAUGCACAUCGAUGAGGCCCACAUACAGCCCGGAUACAUUGUGCAGGUCAUUGUAAAUACGGAAAAACAAUCGUCCCUUGCCAUCAGCUAGCCGAUGGUGGCGUGGAACGAGCGUUACCUGCGGAUGUAUCUUGCCGCCGGCACGCAUCACCACCCCUUUCCACCACCCGUUGCCGGCGGGGACACAAUGCACGCGAGGCGACAAAGAAAAGCGGCUAACAUGGACGACGGUCGUGGGCGGCGAGUUUUUGCUACCACACCGCAACAGUAGCGACACGCUUGUGAGGCCCCUGGAGAGAGUCCCCUCUCUCCCCUUCGUUGGGGCUACACACGACCGACCUAAACAUAAAUUUCGUUGAUACAUAUAUAUACACAUAAGCGCGAGGCGAAAAAAUGCAACCAAACGACGAACGUUGAAGAGAGUGGAAAUCAAUUCAUACAAUAACCCUGAUCUGGCUCGAUCAGUAUCCUGCGAUUCGCUCCCCCCGCGUACGGACAUGAUGUCCUUUGCCGAAGACGGAUUGAAUGUUAAAGCUACCUUAAACGAUAGAAUGCUUUUGUAUAGACGCGUGAGUCCGAACCCGGACACCGGAACGCUUAUUACCAAUUUUGAGUGUGGGAGAAAGGCCAUGUGGUGGCUGACAUUGGAGUAGACCGUAGCGACAAGACCAUGCGCUGAGCCAUGGUAAAACGAUGCACUUUCGUGUACAUGUAAAUAAAUACAAAUGUGUGUUGGUGUUUAUGCGUGCGUGACAUUGGCAAAAAGGCACACAAAAAGCACUACCCGGUACGUGACUAAUUCAAAAUAAAAGAAAAAAAAUGGAGCGCGAAACCAACAACUGCCCUGGUGCCAUCCACCGGUAGCGGUGCGUCCGUAGGGUGGUUUGAUUGACGAUCAGCAUCAUGUGGGUAGAGUGUAAUGAAAUGAUAUUAACAAAGUUUAAUGUAAGCGAACUGAUAGUUAUUAUUUUUACCGAUAGGCUAAUAUAUUACGGAUAUAUAAACGAGCUAAACAAAAAUAAUAUAUUUCGAGAUAACAGAAGGCUAUUUAAUUUGAA